CAUAACUCCAAUCGGACCCUCCCCUUUCCAGAUAAAAAGAGGGCCAGGGAACAGUGAGCUCCAUCUACAGUGAGUGUCUCAGUCUCCACAGACCACCUCCUGUAACACUGGCUAAAACGUAAGUCGUCAUGUCCACCAGAGCUGUGAAGAGCACUAGCUACUCUGUGAGGCCCUCCUCUGCAGGCAUGGGCUCCCCUCAGAACUGCAGCAGCAGCUCCUACUCCGGUGGGUAUGGUGGUGUCAGACAGAGCUACAGCGUCCGCAGCUCCUACGGGGGCGUUGGCAGCAGCGCCGGGGGCGUUGCAGCAGGUGGUUAUAGGGUAGUUGUGGCUGGGGGGUCCGUGCAAAGACGGGGUGUGAUGGAGUUUGGGUAUGUGGGCAUGGGUGUUGACGGUGGUAUGGGUGUUGGCGGUGGUAUGGGUGUUGGCGGUGGUAUGGGUGUUGGCGGUGGUAUGGGUGUUGGCGGUGGUAUGGGUAUGGGUGGUGGUAUGGGAGGUGGGAAGAUGACCUGUACGGGACCCCCUCAAAUCACAGCUGUUCAGGUCAACCAGAGCCUGCUGGCACCACUGAACCUGGCGAUCGACCCCAACAUCCAGGUUGUCCGCACCCAGGAGAAGGAGCAGAUCAAGACGCUCAACAACCGCUUUGCCUCCAUCGAUAAGGUGCGUUUCUUGGAGCAGCAGAACAAGAUGCUGGAGACCAAGUGGAGCCUCCUGCAGGACCAGACCACCACCAGCUCCAACAUUGACGCCAUGUUCGAGGCCUACAUCUCCAACCUGCGCAGACAGCUGGACGGCCUGGGCAACGAGAAGAUGAAGCUGGAGGGGGAGCUGAAGAACAUGCAGGGUCUGGUUGAGAACUUCAAAACCAAGUAUGAGGAUGAGAUCAACAAGCGUAACGAGUCUGAAAACAGUUUUGUUCUCCUGAAGAAGGAUACAGAUUCUGCAUACAUGACCAAGAUGGAGCUGGAGGCCAAGCUGGACUGUCUCACUGAUGAGAUUAAGUUCCUCAGGAGUAUCUAUGAUAUGGAGCUGUGUGAGCUGCAGGGCCAGAUCAAGGACAUCUCUGUGGUGGUAGAGAUGGACAACAGCCGUAACCUGGACAUGGACUCCAUUGUCGCUGAAGUGCGUGCCCAGUACGAGGACAUCGCCAACAGCAGCAGAGCUGAGGCCGAGACCUGGUACACACAGAAAUAUGAACAGAUGCAGUUGUCAGCCAGAAAGUAUGGGGACGACCUGAAAAACACUAAGGCAGAGAUUGCAGAUAUGAACCGUAAAAUCAUGAGAUAUCAGUCUGAAAUGGACAUGAUGAAGGGUCAGCGCACCCACCUGGAGAACCAGAUUGCUAAGGCAGAGGAGCACGGUGAGCUGGCGGUGAAGGACGCCAGGCUUCGCAUCAACGAUCUCGAGGUGGCUCUGCAGAGAGCCAAACAGGACAUGACCAUGCAAGUCCGCCAGUACCAGGAGCUGAUGAAUGUCAAGCUGGCCCUGGACAUUGAGAUCGCCACUUACAGGAAGCUGCUGGAGGGAGAGGAGAGCAGGUAGGAGCCGUGAGCCCUGCCCAAAUGAACUGGCUGCCUUCCCUCUUUCCCUCAGAUCUGAUCUGAGUUAGGCUUUCAUGUAACGUUAUUUUAUAUUAGUGAGUAGUCACAGGAAGUAAGGAGGAUAGCAUUCACACAUGAGAGCAUUAAAACAUGGUGUUGAAUGACCUGACUAGCAUUAGGAGAAUUUGAUAAUGACCAACGAGUUAAUUUGCUCACUGAUCAUAUCCCUACAGAAAGGAAUGAAUAGAAUGGGCAUCCCCAUUCAAGUCAAUGAUGUCAAUGAUGGCAUAAUGGGUGGACUGGCAGCAAUUUUGAGUGUACCCAGGCCAGGAAGUAAAAGCAAGAAGUUUACCCUUCAAUACGUGCUGUGAUUUGUUGAGUCAACUCAACUGACAUUACAAAAAAUACACAGUAGCGGU
Salvelinus namaycush (lake trout) is the source of this 1962-nucleotide messenger RNA. RefSeq names its product keratin, type II cytoskeletal 8-like. Bases 129 to 1544 code for a protein of 471 amino acids. Gene Ontology annotation, molecular function: structural constituent of skin epidermis. The transcript is spliced from 7 exons. Gene Ontology annotation, cellular component: keratin filament. Lineage: Eukaryota; Metazoa; Chordata; Actinopteri; Salmoniformes; Salmonidae. Gene Ontology annotation, biological process: keratinization; intermediate filament organization. The record is from RefSeq and is a predicted model, not a curated record.